Messenger RNA from Racocetra fulgida, 142 nucleotides. NCBI's taxonomy places the organism in Eukaryota, Fungi, Glomeromycota, Glomeromycetes, Diversisporales, Gigasporaceae. The record is from the annotation of a GenBank genome assembly.
AUGAAGUUAUUUGGUAUCACCAUCAUUUCUAUUAUCGCAAUUUUGUUCUCUUUUGAAACCUUAAUCGUUUCUGCACAUACACAAUGUAUAGGAAGUUGUAAAAAGGCAAUUAUAAAGGGUGAUGGUACUCAAAUUUUAACGG